AGAAUACCGGCAGCUGCUCAAGAUGCCUUUGCAAAUGGCAGAAUGGCGAGGUCGGCACAUGGAUCCGUGGCCGGGAAGCCGAGCACAUGGAUCCGUUGCCUCGGCGAGACUCUCGGGUGGAGGUGGGCAAGAGAUGGGUCGGCGACUAUGACAAGGCGCUGCAGAGACUCGCGGAGACUCGGGUGCCGGAGGCCGUGGCCGCCCUGCGGGGGGACGCGCUGCUGCCCACGCAGGUCAUCACUACUCUGGCCAGAGCCGCGCACUGGUCCCUGGCGGUCGCCUUCUAUAGCGAGAUGGCGAGGAGCUGCCUCGAGAUCACCGUGUACCAUGCCUCGGCGGCCGUGAAAGCCUGCCAGCAGGCCGGGGCCUGGGAGCCGGCGCUGGCGCUGCUGGAAGGAGCUCCAAGCCUCACGGUGCAGCCCAACGAGUACACCUACAACGCAGCCAUCAGCGCCUGCGAAAAGAGAGGCCACUGGCAGGAGGCGGUGGCGAUUUUCGGGCUCAUGGCGCAGCGGCAGUGUUUGCUGAGCGUCAUCUCCUUCUCCGCGGCGAUGAGCGCCUGUGAGAAGGCGAACCGCUGGCAGGAGGCGCUGUACUUGUUGCACAGCAUGGCAGGUGCCUCAGUCGCCAAGAACACCAUCGCCUUCUCGGCUGCCAUCAGCGCCUGUGAGAAGGGCGGUGAGUGGCUGCUGGCGCUGGAGCUGCUGACCCAGAUGACGCUGGAAAGUGUGCAGAGGAACACGGUGACCUACUGUGCCGCCAUAAGUGCCUGCGAGAAGGCGGCACAGUGGGCAGCGGCGCUGCAGCUCUUCUGGGAGAUGCCUCAGCGAGGAGUCCAGCGGGACGAGAUCAGCUUCAGCGCGGCGAUCAGCGCGUGCGAGAAGAGUGGGCAAUGGGAGAGUGCUGUGGCGCUUCUGCACACCAUGUCCCAGGUGAUGCCGGUGAGCACCGUGGCCGCCAGCGCCGCAGUCACCGCGUGCGAGGGCCAGUCCCAGUGGCAGGCGGCGCUGCUCCUCUUCUCAGGCACCAAGGUGGACCAGAUCCUGGCGAACGCGGCCAUCUCUGCAGCGGAGAAGGGCAGCCAAUGGCAAGUGGCGAUGCAGAUUCUCGGCGACUUUGACCGCUGGCGGUUGCAGAAGACGGAAAUCACCUACACGGCGGCGAUCAGCUCUUGCGAGCCUGCGGGGAUUUGGCACGUGGCCUUGGCACUUUUCCUAGAGAUGCGGCACGCUUUGCCUGCACGCGAGCAAGGAGUGCAGGCCGGCUCCGUGCUCCUGGCGCUGCGCAGAGCUCUGGGCCUUGCAAAGGCGGAGGAGCUGCUGGAGCGGUUCCGGCGCCUCUGGGAGGAGGAAGUCCCGCAAGUGGAGCAGAGGCGGGUGGCCGGGUUCCGCGUCUUGGGCUCCGGCUGCGGGGUGCUGGCCAUCGACAAGCCCCAGGGCGUGGAGACGGAAGUGGUGAUCUCGGAGCUGCGGGCAGCGCUGCAGCGGCCCAUCAGCUGCACCUCGCGGCUCGAUUUGCCCACCUCCGGGGUGUUGCCGGUCGCCUUGGGGGACGAAGGCUCCGGCGCCACCCAGUACCUGCGCGCUCAGUGGGCGGCGCGCCUGGUAUCCAAGCAGUACCUGUGCCUUUGCGUGGGCGAGGCCUUGCCCGCCACGCGCGGCGAGAUCCGUCGAGGGAUCCGCCCGGUGCCUGGCAACCUGCUGAUGCAAGAGGUGUCUCCAUACGGGCGCCCAGCCAGGACCGCCUACCAAGUCUUGGCCUCUUAUUCCCACCCAGAAAACGAGUCGACGCUGAGCCUGGUGCAGGUUCAGCUGCUGACUGGUCGCAAGCAUCAGAUCCGGGUGCAUUUUGCCAGCAUUGGCCGGCCACUUGCGGGUGACCGACGCUACGGAGGCGCCAAUGAUUUUUGGUGCGAGCGGAUGUUCCUGCACUGCCGGCGCUUACAAGUGCGAGACCUGCGAGGCCGGCGCUUGGUGGUGAAGUCCCCGCUCCCAGCGGAGCUGGCGGCGCUGCUGAAGCGGCUGGAGAAAAAGCGCCUCGCGCACAUCGCGCGCGCUGCGCGGUUGGACGGUUGGGUGCCACCCAGACCUGUGGACGGCUGCGAAAUCCGUUCG
Effrenium voratum is the source of this 2114-nucleotide messenger RNA. The record is from the annotation of a GenBank genome assembly. Lineage: Eukaryota; Dinophyceae; Suessiales; Symbiodiniaceae.